CGCCGCGUUGAAUAUUUGACCCGUUAGCGAUCCGUAGACACCACUAUCGCGCAUCCUCAUAUCCUGAUCGAUACCUACGAGGACUGAUGUCGGAGGCCCCGAAGAUCGUCGAUAACACCGACCCCCACAUCCCGUUCUUUAUCAACCCGCAGUAUGUCAACGUCACGGACAUCAUCUCGGACCAGGCAUACGCCUACGUGCAGGCGGCAAUUCCGUCUGCGCACAACAAGUCGGUGGCGGACAUCACAGUGCCGAAAUGGAGCUUCCAAUACCAGUUCACAGGGACACGAAUAUCACUGUAUGGCGUGGUCAUCCCAUGGAUUUCUGGGGCGCUCCCCACAGCGCAGUACGCGGUGGACGGGCAGUCACAGAACAUCUCCUCGGCCCCCAACACGACCCGAACCCUACUCGGCGUCAACUUCUACAGGUCUGACUGGUUCCCGAACGGCACGCACAUGCUCACAGUCAACGUCACGACUGCGACGGAGGACGGCCCCUACCUAUUCGACUAUCUCUCGAUAGACACGACAAACCCGCCCGCUGCCAACAACACCGCCGCAACCAAUAGCACUGCUUCGGCAAGUUCAUCCUCUACUAGCACUACGAGCUCGAGUUCGUCUACGGCUAGUUCUUCUGGCACCGUAUUCGGUUCGUCGACUCAUAGCAAGUCGAGCGUCCCGAUUGCGCCUCUAGUCGGUGGAGUAAUAGGUGGAUUGGCCCUGCUCGCACUGAUUGCCUUCGGAGCAUGGUGGAUGUGGAAGAAACAUAGGACGGAGGGAGUUUCGACGUACGCAUACGCGCGGACAGGACAGUACGAUGGACAUACACCGCACGUGGACCCAUUCACGGUGUACCGCCAGGCAGAUUCAGGGAGCACGCCCGUGACGAUGGCUGAUGGGUCCUACUACUCCGAUCCGCCGCCCUGGCCCCCGAAUCGAGUACCCACCCCAGCGGCGGCGUCGUCUCACUACUCUUCGGAAGGGCCUCCGCAAUCUUCGCAUACGCAGUCCGCGCCAUCAGGCUCCAGAUACGGUAUCGGGAACGAGGCUGGGGCGCUCUGCGGCGCGGCGGCUGCAGGGGCGAUCGCCGCCCCAGGCGCAAUCAUGUAUUCGACAGGGAGCGCGGGUGGGAAGGCGGCAGAGGCACGAAUGGAGGCGCUUCGCGCGCGACAGAGGUCUGUGUCGGACCUGGGUUCCUCGGAUCUGAGCGCGGCGACGAGUUCGGUGCCCCCGCCUUAUGCACCAUGACGAUGAUGCCCGGGCGCAUCGAGGGAUGCGCUCGCGCGAGACCUUUUGCUCUUUUGAUGAUGUGGAUGGGUGUGUACCCUGAGGAUUGGGUUUGUAUAGGAUAUACCUCGUCUGGGACGAAUC
Messenger RNA from Dichomitus squalens LYAD-421 SS1, 1370 nucleotides. RefSeq lists its product as uncharacterized. Bases 87 to 1247 code for a protein of 386 amino acids. The record is from RefSeq and is a predicted model, not a curated record. NCBI's taxonomy places the organism in Eukaryota, Fungi, Basidiomycota, Agaricomycetes, Polyporales, Polyporaceae. The transcript is spliced from 3 exons.